Molecule: messenger RNA, 3327 nt
Organism: Solenopsis invicta (red fire ant)
Lineage: Eukaryota; Metazoa; Arthropoda; Insecta; Hymenoptera; Formicidae
Product: Kv channel-interacting protein 2
Exons: 5
Coding region: 634-1275 (213 amino acids)
Molecular function (GO): calcium ion binding
Source: RefSeq, a predicted model, not a curated record
CGGUGGUUCAGUGUAACAUCAUCGGCGUAGUGUAACGUUAUCCGCAGCCACCGUUCAGGAACAUCGUUCAGCGAAGGACGGACAGCAGCAACCGCAGCAGCCAGCGGCGGCGGCAGCGUAUCCCGUGCGCAGCAUCCGCAACUGCGUGUGGCGGUCCAGCCUUCUACUGCAUCCCUUGCUCGCGGUCUCUCUCAUUUUCUCUCCUUCCCUCACGCCACUCCGUGCGCGUGCGAAGCUCCAGCUCCUCUCUUCUCGUUCGGAGAGCGUGUCACGAGGGAUGCGUCGCGCCGAUCAGUGGUGGUGAAUCGAGUAAUCCCGAUUAAUCCCGUCCCGUCGCCGAUAUAUCAGGGGCAGGCCGAGCAGGAAGUCUACGCGCUUGCUGGCCGAUGAAGGCGCGUAAGAGUCGCGACAAACGUAAGUCCGGAAAGCGAGAACGUCCGUAAAGAAAGAAAGAAAGAAAGAAAGAAAGAAAGAAAGAAAGGCUGCUCCGCGAUCGAGCUCUUCCUCGCCCCGUGUACGCGGCAUCGUUCGAUAUACGUGCCACUGCCGUUGAUACUUGGACCAGUCGAUCGACUACUCAGCGGAGAGCGUCGUUGACGAGCGGAGCGACAGCCGGGGGGUGAUAACUGCCGAAUGCAGCACCAAGAAGGAGAACUUGAAGGACUCGGGGGCGUUUUAGGGAGCUCCGGGGGCGCAGCGCUCGCCCUUAGCGGCCGACACAAGCCGGAGGAACUCGCCACUCUUGCAGCCACCACAAGGUUUUCCCGGAAGGAGAUCCAGCUGAUCUACCGGGGCUUCAAGCAGGAAUGCCCGAGUGGUCUGGUCGACGAAGAUGCCUUCAAGAAGAUCUUUUCCCAAUUCUUUCCGCAGGGAGAUGCAAGUCAGUAUGCUCACUAUGUCUUCAACACCAUGAAGAGGAAACCGUCCGGCAAGAUAAGCUUCGAGGAAUUCCUCACUAUACUGUCGAAGGUGUCGAGAGGGUCGGUAGAGGAAAAGCUACAAUGGGUGUUCGGUCUGUACGAUCUGGAUGGCGAUGGUCUGAUAAGCAAGGAGGAAAUGCUGGAUGUAGUGAACUCCAUUUAUGAUAUGUUGGGUCGUUACACACAACCGCAAAUCCUUGAGCCUCAUGCGGCCGCCCGUGAACACGUCGAUCGCAUCUUCCACUUGAUGGAUGCGAAUAAGGAUGGUGUGGUGACCAUCGAAGAGCUGGUGCAGUGGUGUUCCAAGGACGAGCAAUUGUUGCGAAGUCUCGAUACUCUGGACACUGUAUUAUGAGAUCCUAACGUUUUAUCGGCAAUUUCAGUAUCAAUUACGCUUUGAGCAAUGACUAUGAAAUAUCCAUUGUGAACUUUUCCAUCGACCCUCCUCUCUUCACGCAGAUGAAAAAAGGGAACACGUAAAUUCUCAAUGAUUUAACGAUUAUCAUUAUGCAUAUGAAAAACGUAAAGUUGAUUGAAAAAAUAUUAAGAAUAUCUCUUUUGACAAAAGACAAAAAGAAACCAACCAAAUCGGGUUAUACAAUAUUAUGAAAUUGGGCAUGUAUCGUAAAACAGCUUUUGAAAUAAAUUUCGAUCAAAAUUUUUUAAUUAUUUUCUGGAUUUCUGUUGUUUUUUUAGGGAAAAUGGAAUAAUUUCAAUCGGAAUGUAUUUCGUUUUUUUCUAAAAAAUACAAUAGAAGUCUGGGAAACAAUUUCAACCGAAAUUCGAACAGUUUGAUGUAAUACGUAUCCUGUUUGUGAAUCGCGAGCUUAUAAUUCACGUAAUGCAAAGUACAAUAAUUCAAUGUUUGCAGGAAGAGAAAAAAAAACGACCAAUCGAAGUGUCAUUGCUCGAGACGUGUCUUUAAAAAGAAACCCUGGACUUUUUCGCACGUGUCUUUUGUAAAUAUGUAUGUACCUCGUUUACACAUCUACCCAGUCUUUCAAGUACAACAUUUCCGAUGCGUCAUUCAACAAUUGAAAAUCUGAAAGAAUCAACGAUUUAAGUCGCCUUCAAAGUUGCUUAAAGCUCUACACACAGCUUUGAGAAUUUUUGAAAUUAAAUUGAAAAAUAUCUUCAAUUAUUGUUAUCUACAAAAUUGUUACAUACCAAAUGUUAAAUUAUUAAUUAAUCAUGUCAAAGAAAAUAGAUCGUUGGUUCAUUCAGAUACUCAAUUUCUUGCAAAAAAAAAAAAAAAGAUUAAAAAUAAUCGGUACAAAUUUGAUCUGCGAAAACAGAAAGGGUAUUCAUAAUUUAAUUGAAAUCGAGAAUCGAUUUUAACUCGAUUUUCAUAUUAUUUCACAGAAAAUGUGCGUUUUUCUUCUCAUAAAUUUUUCUGUUGACUCAUAUAUUUUUAGAGAAUCGCUAUGAUAUUCGCGUAGUGUCUAAACUUACGAAGUGUCUAAACUUCGAAAACUUUAAUGAUAUACAUUAAUCGAUUGAUCCUUUGAGGGCGUAACUCUGCCCUAGCUCUUUAAGAUUUUCAAAUUUGAUCUUUCAAUCUUAUUGUACUAUCGUGAAUGCCAAAUUUGAACUUUUAAGUCAUCGAUUACAAAAGUACUUUUCUCGGGCCAAGUGAGGAAAACUUUCUGUAUUGUCUUGUUAUUACUUGGCCUAUACCUCGUGUGAUUAUCUUGUACCUUAUUAUUAUAUAAUAUUAAUGAUAUAUUAAUAUAUAGAAUUAUAUUAACGGAGUUAAGGUAACUCCUUGUCUGCCAUAUGUGCCGUGUCAAAAAUAAUAUCUCUCGCAUUUUCUUGAAUCUUUUAAUAUUCAUUCAUUAUUAUUACAUUUCUUGUUACAGGAUUUUCUUUUCAAACUUGUAAAAUCCUUCGACUUCACUACAGUCUUGGAUCUUUGUACAAUCUCGAUUAUUUGCGAAUUUUUUUAUUUCUGUAACGUUUCAGUCUCACAAAAGAUUCUUAAUUAUUUAAUCAUUCUUCGAUUCAUAGGUAUUUUAUGUUUGACUUCUAAAGAAGAGUAUCUGUUUGUACAAUUCUAUUUCAAGCUUCAUGGCAGAUAAAGUGUUGGUACCACUUAUUACACUUGUUCUUAAAUUGUUGAGAUUUAAUCACUCUUACUGAAACGAGCUAUAUAUACGUAUAUAUGCAUAUAUAUAUUUGUAUAUAUGUAUGUAUACAUGUAUAAAAUCGACUGUUAAAAGCAUUCCAUGAAUUUAUUCUCGUUCGCAAAUAUUAUUGCGAAUUUUUCGGCGUUGUGAACGCAAAAUGCGCCUUUUGCGUAUUUAACAAGAUUAGCAUGUAGCAUGUACAUACGUGUAUGCACUUUUGUUAAAACGCAUGUACACUCGUGCAUACCUAUGAAAAAAUAAAUCUACCUUUGUACCAUGAA